UUGGGGGGGGUAGUUGUGAUAGAAGAAAAGGAUGCUUUUCCGCUUGGUUUCGUGUCUGCCGAGAGCAUGCUUGUCGUUACACACACCGCCAAAAACCAGGUUGGCUAAUUAUCUUACCAGGAUAUAAAGAGAAGGUAGUGGAAUUAGCUCCUGGCCCCACCUAAUGGAUAGCUAGUGAUGUGGGUUUUUUUUUCUUUUUUAAUGCAGGUGGAUGGAUUUUACUGGACAAAGUUACUGACCACCACAUAAGCUGCAGUGUCAACAUGUCACACGUCCCCUUUAAUAAGCAGAAAUGCUAUCAUUGUAUGGGAUGUCUUGGCAAUCCUAGCCUUCAGAGUGAGGAGGAAAUGACCCAACUGAGUGUUCGUCGCUGGACGCCCAAACACGUCGCCAAGUGGCUGAAGGAAGAGGGUUUUUGCGACUAUGUCGACUUGCUGUGCAACAAGCACCGACUGGACGGCACCAGUCUGCUCGCCCUCAGCGAGUAUGACCUCCGCUCGCCGCCUCUGGAGCUCAAAGUGCUGGGGGACAUCAAGCGGCUGAUGGUGUCCAUCCGCAAACUCCAGAAACAGAACAUAGAGCUGUUGGAGGAGCUGGGUCUGCCCUUUGAUGGCCACUCUCCUACAGGCUCCGGAGGCAGUUUGGACUGGCUGUGUAAUGGAGACUCAGGCAGAGACUGCGAUAGCACUGACACAGCACCAGUGGGAGAGGAGUAUCACCAGUACACUAAUGGGAAGUACAAGCAGCAGACGAGGCGCCUGGACCCAGAGUACUGGAAGACAGUGCUUAGCUCCAUCUAUGUGGUGUUUGUGUUUGGAUUCACGUCCUUUGUCAUGGUCAUAGUGCAUGAGAGGGUGCCUGACAUGCGCACGUACCCUCCGCUGCCAGAUAUUUUCCUCGACAGUGUGCCUAGAAUACCAUGGGCCUUUGCCAUGGCUGAAGCGUGUGGAGUGAUCCUCUGUAAUAUCUGGCUGCUGGUUCUGCUGCUCCACAAACACAGGUCCAUCCUUCUGCGGCGCAUGUGCAGCCUCAUGGGGACGGUGUUCAUGCUGCGCUGUAUCACCAUGUUUGUCACCUCCCUGUCUGUGCCAGGACAGCACCUGCAAUGCUCAGGAAAGAUAUAUGGUGACAUGUGGGCCAAGCUGCAGCGAGCUGUGGCCAUCUGGAGCGGUUUUGGGAUGACCCUGACAGGAGUGCAUACAUGCGGUGACUACAUGUUCAGUGGCCACACCGUGGUCCUUACCCUGCUCAACUUCUUUGUCACAGAGUACACUCCACGAAGCUGGAACUUCAUUCAUACGUUGUCCUGGGUCCUGAAUCUCUUCGGCAUCUUCUUCAUCUUGGCUGCGCAUGAACACUACUCCAUCGACGUGUUCAUAGCGUUCUACAUCACUACCAGACUCUUCCUGUACUACCACACUCUGGCCAACACCCGGGCCUACCAGCAGAGUCGACGAGCUCGCAUCUGGUUCCCCAUGUUCUCCUUCUUCGAGUGCAACGUGAACGGGCCCGUCCCCAACGAGUACUGCUGGCCCUUCUCUAGACCCACUGUGAUAAGGAGGCUGAUUGGAUAAUAAGCAGCUUCAGCACUAAUGUCAGACACUUGUUAGCCUGUGCUGUUUCGUCUGCUUUGUCAAGUUGCCAACUGAGGUGGUGUGUGUGUGUGAUAUCUUCAUCAACAAAGACAACAGAUGUGAAUCCUGUUAGCACCGAGGCCUGAUGGGAUACACAGAGCCAUAACUUCUUAUAUUCUGGGACUCAUCUUCUAAACCUGCUUCAUUUUUAGGUGGAUUACACAACAUCUACAAAACCCUACAUUCAUUCAUUUGAAAAGUGAACACAGUGAAGACAUGUCUCAUGUAUUGGUUGCUUGUUUUUCUUUUAAAGGGAUAUUAUUUCAUGUAGCAUGAACUGCUUUUUUAAGUACCUCACAACUUUAAAAACAUACUCAUCAUUAAGAGUAUUUGGUGAUUAAAAAGAAGCCACUAAAGACUCUCAGGCAGCAGUCUACCUAAUCCUUCCCAGCAGUUUGCUACUUUCUGUGCAAUUACAAAUACCUGAUCAUUUCAAGGUUUGGAUCUGGAUUCUUUGUCUGAAAGUUUUGUAAAACAUAACACUAUGGACCACUGUUAAAGCAAUAUGUAAAGAUCUACAUUUCACUGUUGCUAUUUUCUGUAUAGCAAAAUAAUGUUGAACAUGUCGAAAAACAGAUCUUUGCCAUUGUUUCAAUUUCUUUUUCAUUCCUUGAGAUUAUGCUUACGUUUUGACAGUGUUACUAAAUGUUGACAGAGUAAUUCAUGCCUCAUUGAAAGAUGCAGUAAGAUAGAGCAGUUCUCUAUUGAUAUUGUUCACUUAGCGCUGCAUUUUCCUCACCAGACGUAGUAAAGAUGCAUUCAAGGAAACGUCGGCCAAAAACGUGGAAUCAGAAGAUUUUUUCCAGCUGUCUUAAAUAUAUAAUUCCAUUUGCCAAUUACCUUGAGUGUUAUGAUAGGUUUCUCUGUGUAGAAAUGUCCCAAAUCUUUCAUGUUUACUGUGCGAUAGUUGUAUAGUGUUUUUAAAAGAAAAAAAAAAAAUCCAUAGAGUGUAAAUGACCAGAUUUGUGUAGAAUUUGAACUUUCCCUGAUAAUAAUCCUUUAACAUCAAUCUGUAGUAAGGGUUCUUUAAAAGGACCUAUAAAUUUGUAUGUAUUCGUUUAUAUUAAUUUAUUUAAUUUUGUAAAUGUCAAUAGGUAUUUUUAUAUUUCAUAUACAGUGUUAUAGCAACAUGCACAUGGAGAAAUAUGUUUACAGUUGCUCUUAACUUUGUAUUUGUUGGAAACACAAUGUGCUUUUUAAGUGUAAUGUUUAUUUCAGAUUGGCCUCUGCAUUUCAUUGAGUGAAACUUGCCAGAUGUUGUAAUUGAUUCGGUCAUUGGCAUAUAAACAUGAUUAUUCUGAAUGGAGUUGACGGUCUACAACACGUCCUUUCACUGACGAAUGAUGCUGUUGUGUUCAGACGCUCCUGCAAAGCCACAUUACUCGUUUCAUGUCUUGUUCAGUCAUUUCCAUCAUUAAAGAGCUGAAAUCAAA
This is a messenger RNA of Morone saxatilis (striped sea-bass), 3067 nucleotides long. RefSeq names its product sphingomyelin synthase-related protein 1-like. NCBI's taxonomy places the organism in Eukaryota, Metazoa, Chordata, Actinopteri, Moronidae. The transcript is spliced from 6 exons. The record is from RefSeq and is a predicted model, not a curated record. Bases 264 to 1574 code for a protein of 436 amino acids. Gene Ontology annotation, biological process: ceramide biosynthetic process. Gene Ontology annotation, cellular component: Golgi membrane; endoplasmic reticulum membrane. Gene Ontology annotation, molecular function: sphingomyelin synthase activity; protein binding; ceramide cholinephosphotransferase activity.